Molecule: messenger RNA, 285 nt
Organism: Mesorhabditis belari
Lineage: Eukaryota; Metazoa; Nematoda; Chromadorea; Rhabditida; Rhabditidae
Source: the annotation of a GenBank genome assembly
AUGAACUAUCUGCGAGUAUUGACGGCGCUUCUUUUGUCCCUUCUCGUCAUUUCCACCGCCGCCUAUCCAUCGGAGAAUGGAUUGACCGCAAAGAAUGAUUCACAUUUGCGCGUGAAGCGAUGGGGUCGCUUUGGAGGAUGGGGAAGAAGACGUGGUUGGGGCCGUCGCCGUGGAUUCGGACGACGGGGCGGAUAUCGGGGCUACGGCGGACGGGGACGAGGCUACGGCGGAUGGGGACGAGGCUACGGAUAUGGUUAUCGGCCAUAUGGCUUCUAUUAUGGAAAA